CAUAGAGAGUACAUCUAAAAUGGCAGCAAAAUUUAUACUAUUUUGUGGCAUUUUAGUUAUUAUAUCGAGUACAAAAGCUGCGGAACCCUCAAAUCUAUUACAAAACUAUAUACCUAUAAUUAUGCAAAAAUACUAUAAGUUGGCACCCACCAAGGCCGGUUACCAUUUAGUUGUAGAAAAUCCAAAUGGCAGUAAACUUGAAGAAAUGCAAAUGAUUUUGAAUCCUGGUACACCCGAACAGGAAACCGUUGUUAUGGGCAUGUAUAGAGUAUUUCACGACAAAACCGAUACGGAAAGUAUAACCAUGUAUACGGCAGAUAAGAAUGGUUAUAAACCACGUCUAAGAAUAAAGCGAAGUGUUAAAUCAACAGAUUUAAAGAAAUCAUUAAUAUCAGGAUAA
Messenger RNA from Lucilia sericata (common green bottle fly), 400 nucleotides. RefSeq lists its product as uncharacterized. Lineage: Eukaryota; Metazoa; Arthropoda; Insecta; Diptera; Calliphoridae. The record is from RefSeq and is a predicted model, not a curated record. The transcript has 2 exons. Bases 20 to 400 code for a protein of 126 amino acids.